Messenger RNA from Cotesia glomerata, 1342 nucleotides. RefSeq names its product dihydroorotate dehydrogenase (quinone), mitochondrial (gene Dhod). Gene Ontology annotation, biological process: pyrimidine ribonucleotide biosynthetic process; 'de novo' pyrimidine nucleobase biosynthetic process. The record is from RefSeq and is a predicted model, not a curated record. The coding region runs from base 108 to 1277 and encodes 389 amino acids. The transcript has 3 exons. Gene Ontology annotation, cellular component: cytoplasm; mitochondrial inner membrane. Gene Ontology annotation, molecular function: dihydroorotate dehydrogenase activity. NCBI's taxonomy places the organism in Eukaryota, Metazoa, Arthropoda, Insecta, Hymenoptera, Braconidae.
CAGUAGUUUUAAAUAUAUACAAGAAUCUUUCGCUGCUAUUUUUUAUUCAUUAUUUUUUGCACAGUCGACAUAACCUUACAAGCCGUUUUUUUUUUUAGAUUUCCAGAAUGGCAACUCGUUUGAGUGAGCGAAAAAAAAUACAUUCACUUCUUAAAGUUACUUUUAGCAGUGCCACUGUGUUUGCUGGUACAUGCAUGUAUCAAGGAAACGAAAAAUUUUAUAAUCAAGUCCUUAUGCCUUUGGUUAAAUUAGUUGAUCCUGAGAUUGCUCAUAACUUGGCUGUAACUGCUGCCAAGUGGGGAUUUAUUUCUGAACCGAAAACACCUGAUUCUUCAGCUUUGAAUCAAAAAGUUUUUGGACUAAAGUUCAGUAACCCGGUAGGAAUGGCUGCUGGUUUUGAUAAGCAAGGAGAAGCUAUCAAAGGUUUAACUAAAAUGGGAUUUGGUUUUGUUGAAAUAGGGUCUGUGACUCCAAAUCCACAGCCUGGUAAUCCUAAGCCGAGAGUAUUUCGACUAAUUGAAGACAAAGCAAUAAUAAAUCGCUACGGAUUCAAUAGUGAAGGUCACGAAGCUGUUUACCAACGUCUACUUGACCUAAGAAGCGAUUCAAGCUUCACCGGAAUAAUUGGAGUAAAUUUAGGCAAAAAUAAAACAUCAACAGAUCCGGUUGCAGAUUACGUCGAAGGAGUCAAAAAAUUCAGUGAUGUCGCUGACUAUCUUGUGAUAAACGUUUCCAGUCCCAACACCGAAGGAUUAAGAGACUUACAAGGCAAAGAACAUUUAGAAAAACUUUUAAGUUCGAUAAACAGUAUACGUCAAAGUAUGAAAUCUAAUCCUCCUUUACUUUUAAAACUGGCACCUGAUCUGACGAAUAAUCAGCGACAAGACGUCGCGGAUGUUAUCCAAAAAUCCAAAUGCAAAGUCGACGGCCUUAUUCUCUCAAAUACGACUAUAAGUCGCCGUGAUCUGUCAAGUGAGCAUAAAAAUGAAACUGGAGGUCUUAGCGGAGCACCGCUGACUGAUUUAUCAACGGAUUUAAUUGCCGAUAUGUAUAAACGGACUAAUGGUAAAAUUCCUAUUAUUGGAGUUGGUGGCAUUUUUUCCGGCAAAGACGCAUUUGAUAAAAUUAAAGCCGGUGCUUCUUUGAUACAAAUUUAUACAUCGUAUGCGUACCACGGCCCGCCAAUUGUGCAGAAAAUAAAAAAAGAAUUGAAUGAUUUAAUUGUUUUGAAUCGCUACUCGUCAAUUACUGAUGCCGUUGGCAAAAAUGUUAAAUAAAUAUUUUCAUUUUAUCUGUAAUUAUUUAUAACACUGAAAUUAGUAGACAUUUGACAAUUUUUUUU